AUGGGAAUACCUGCAAUCCAACUUUUUUUAAUUUUUGCACGUCAAAUGGCUAAACCAGUUAGUAACAGAAUUAUGACUUAUGGAAGAAAACAUCCAUUUUUCCGCAAUAAAAUACUUAUUCCGGCUGGGAGAGGUAUAACGAACAUUACAACACGCCUUCGAAUGCGGGAUUUAGGACUUGGAAAACCUCAGACUUUAGUGCAAUUAUCUGAUGAAGCAGCGUUAGAGCAGGUUUACUUCUUUUUUUUAAUUUUUUAG
Molecule: messenger RNA, 258 nt
Organism: Meloidogyne enterolobii
Lineage: Eukaryota; Metazoa; Nematoda; Chromadorea; Rhabditida; Meloidogynidae
Source: the annotation of a GenBank genome assembly